UGGAGAAUUAAAGUUAUAAAUUUGCUUGGGGACAGUUCAGUCAGUGCUAGUAAGCUUUGAACCAAUUAUUGAUUUUUUUUUAGUUGCAUUAUGCUACAAAACUGAAUCAGAAGUAACCUCUGCAGCUUUUUGCAGAGAACAGUAAGAGAUCAGAUACCUUCUCAGCUAUCCUGGGGCACAGGAAGCAGGUGAAAUGUUUCUUAAUUUUGCUUAAAAAAAAAAAAAAAAAAAAAAAAAGACACAACUCAGCCAAAUUCUCCGUCCUUGCAGGUAAAAUGUUGCAUCUUUGCACUUAUUCAGUAUCAGUGACAAUAAUAUAAGCCCAUGGGGGAUGGGAUGUUGACGCUGAAUUGUUUUAUUAUUUUCCGUAACUGUUGAUAUCACGAUUGUCCUGCAUCUCUGCUGUAUCCCCCCUAACACAUAAGGGACUCUCACAAGAUAUUCUGGUGUUGUUUACCUUUUUGCCAAAUCCAGUUUCAAGAGCAAUCACUUUAAUUGAUUUAACUCUGUCUGCCUCAUUGGGCUUUACUGUAAUACAAAAAGCAGGCCAAGUGCCUGGUGGUGCAGAGGGGUCAGAUUUAUGGAGAUGCAGAGGUAGAUUCUGGCAAGAGAAGUGCUGAGUCACCAUUGCAGGAGGACACCGACACUGGGACCGUACAGCAUCUUAAAGCAGGUAUGCAGGCGUUCUCAUACUGCUGCAGAGGCUUGUUGUGAAAGUGAGAAACGGGGGAAAUCAUGUAUCAACACGCACACUUUGAGUAUGUUAAUCCCUCAGCAUGACACAGCACAUUUCCUGCUGGGAGCUCGACUGUGUUGCGUGGGGAGAUGCAAUUAGUGCAACGCGUUGCAUUACGUUAAUCCUGCUGCUACAGCCAUUGUGUCCGGGAAAUGUUAUAUUAGACCUCGGUUUGGUUUAAAGUAAUAAACGUUGAAGACGUGACAAGGUAUCCCCAGCUUCUUGCUGCUAGGCAACGUGAGGGAUUUCCUAAUAUGGCGAGACACCCGGGUCGUCCUGUACGGAGGGGUGUGUCCUCGGCGCAACAAGCUUCCUGCUUUCUCCUCACGCUUCGUGUGAAGGACUGUUUCUGGUCUACGGCUUAUUCGAAGGUAUGCUGGAGAAACUUGAACUAGAUGAUGAUGCUGCUGAGCCAGAGAGUGAUAUUUACAUGCGCUUUAUGAAAUCCCACAAGUGCUACGAUAUCGUCCCCACGAGCUCCAAGCUGGUUGUGUUUGAUACGGCACUCCAAGUUAAGAAAGCGUUCUUUGCCUUGGUGGCUAACGGGGUGCGGGCUGCUCCACUAUGGGACACAGAGAAGCAAAGCUUUGUGGGAAUGCUGACAAUCACAGAUUUCAUCAUCAUACUGCACAGAUACUAUAAGUCACCAAUGGUGCAAAUUUAUGAAUUAGAGGAACACAAGCUUGAGACCUGGCGAGAGGUUUAUCUUCAAGCAACAUUCAAACCCUUGGUCAACAUAUCACCCGAUGCGAGCUUAUUUGAUGCAGUGUAUACCCUCAUCAAAAACAAAAUUCACCGCCUGCCUGUCAUUGACCCUGUCACGGGAAACGCUCUUUAUAUUCUCACACACAAGAGGAUCCUCAAGUUCCUCCAGCUGUUUAUGUGUGAAAUGCCAAAGCCAGCUUUCAUGAAGCAGACUCUGGGCGAGCUUGGCAUUGGUACAUACCACGAAAUUGCUUUCAUCCACCCAGACACACCCAUCAUUAAAGCACUCAACAUCUUUGUGGAGAGGCGAAUCUCUGCUUUGCCUGUGGUGGAUGAUUCAGGCAAAGUUGUUGAUAUUUACUCCAAGUUUGAUGUGAUUAACCUGGCUGCAGAGAAGACGUACAACAACCUGGACAUCACAGUGACGCAGGCCUUAAAACAUCGCUCUCAGUACUUCGAAGGAGUCGUGAAGUGCCAUAAAAUGGAAACAAUGGAGGCUAUUGUGGACAGAAUAGUCAAAGCUGAAGUGCAUCGGUUGGUGGUGGUGGACGAGCGCUCCAGUAUUGAGGGCAUUGUUUCCUUGUCAGACAUUCUCCAGGCGCUGGUGCUCAGCCCUGCAGGUAGGAAACGCACCUGUUUGACUGAAGGCUGGUCAUCGCCUGUAGCUGGCUCUUAGGAGGCAUGAUGCCUCUCUGACAUCCUGCUUGUCCUGCUGGGUGCCGCUUUGUUCCGCAGUGUUAUUUGGAUUUUUUUUUGUCAGGAAAAUGGGUUUGCAGUUAAUUUACAAGUGAACUGUCUGCUCUCCCCGGAAGCACAUUUGAAAAGGUACAUUACAUUUUAUAUGACAACUUUAAUUCUGGAUGGAUGAAAAAGGCAUUAUGCUAGUCGUGGUUUAAACUUCUAUAACUCCACUUCUUUAGCUUCUGUUUAGCUAGCAACAGAACCGCAGAUUCUGUUCAGUUUUCCCAUGUGAUGCCAUUCAGGUGAUAUGCACGAAAAGACUUCAGGUAAAUGUUGCCUGAUUUGACAUAUUUACACAGGCAGUGUUCAGUAAAUAACACAGAUGUAAUUUUUCUCUAUGGUGUAUGAUAAAAAAAGAACUCACAACCAAACCUGACUGGGCUAUUUAUUUUGCUUUACUUUAGAUAUUGAUAGGAAAGAUUUGUGAUCUUCAGAAAUUGUUUUAAUAGUCAAUACCGAUAUUUGGUAACUUGGGGAAAAAAAGUUAAAAAUACCAAGGGUUAAAUUGUAGUCACUAGGGGACUAACUCAGAGAAUGUCCAAAUCAGCCAAUCUUGGUACGGGUGGGGGUUCCCUGUAUGCUGCUACACAAGCCAAAAGUGCUCCAAGGAAGGACAAGUGGAAGCCAAUAAUGGGGUUAAGCUCUUAUGAUGGUCACAUAGAAGAAUUGGAGUAGUGGAAUAAAGCAACCUUGUCUGGUGAGUCCUGUCUCAACAUCAUGGGAACAGCCAGAUGAAGGCAGAUGAGGACAUGGGGUAGUCUGGAAGAUAUUUUACUGGGAAACCUUGGGUACAGGUAUUCAAAUAGAUUUUAGUUUGUAUCCUUCAACUACCUCAGCAUUUUCACUCUUUUUAACAUCAAUAUUUCUUGAUGGUGGAUUUUGUCAGCAGUAAAAUGGAAGAGUUCAGGGUACUGGAAUUGCCUUUAAUGUGUUGGAAUGUAAAAACAUUAAAGUCUGUAGCCGUCUUUACAUGUAACAUCACAUUUCCUAUGAUUGUCAGAUAUUUAUCAUGCAGCCAAUUUUAAUAUGUUCUACAUGGAGGCUUCACAUAUUAUAUAUUCUGUUGAGUUGAUGUUUGGCUUGUUCCAGAUGUAGCUGCAUCUUGCUUCUGGCAAUCUCUUCUUUGAUGUGAUUUAUGUUUGGUAUUGAUGUGCUUGAAAAUAACAUGCUUGCACAAUUUUUAAGUGUUGGAGGCUGCUGUUUGUUUGCAUUCAGACCUCCUAUUUUAGAAAUUCAACCCAGCAUUCAUUGAUAUGUUUAUAUUGACUUCAUCUGUGCAUUGACACGUCAGAGUAGAAUGGCUACCGCUUGUUAUUCGGGUCUAACCAAACUCCAAGCGACCAGUUGUGGAGGACUCAAAAAUGCCUUGUUGGAAGUGGGAAGUUCGGUUCAGACAGACAAGUCCAUAAGGUGUACAGAAUAAAAUCAGGCACAAGUAUUCCUAUAAUGUAGGCAUGCAACUUUAUUAAUGUUCACAUAUAAAUGUCCAAGUUUUAGGUCAACACGAAAGUACACCGAUCAGCUACUAAACUAAACCACAGACAGUGAAAUGGAUAUAAAAAAAAAAGGCCCGAGGCCUGGUAGCGGUCCAGCAACUAUCUCGAUCUCCCUGACAUCCUAAAAUCAAGACCUAAAAAUCAAUAAAAAAAAACAUCAGUAUUAAUAUCUCUGAACAAUGAAAACCGAAUCUAUGCUGUCAUUACACUUGACAUAGUAUUCAGAGCUGUGUUCCAUCCGGAGGGGAACCUAAUUUUACCCUAAUGGUUAAUGGUCAGAGAAUGGGAUUUAACUGUGUUUUUCAUUCAGAUCUGUUGCCUGUUUUUCUUUUCUUUUUUUUAAACUGCAGUUAAAUGGCUAUGCUGUUUGUACAACAGAAUAUGUGUUUGUUGUUCCCAGAUGCCUGUAAGGACGAGAACUUGACUGAAUGAGAGAGUGGUGCAUCAGCUUACAUGGUGGGAGUAAAUGUGCAGAAUGGUUGAGGUGUAGGGGGCAGAGCCAGUCUGAAGGUCCCGGAGAUGCCUGCCACCAGUGCACUAUCAAGGCCUGGAAUCCAAAGAGGAAGAGAGCUGAGCCAAGUGGAGUCCUGAACUGAAGAUGGAUUUUUAUGAAUUUCUUUCCUGUUUGCACACUGCUCAGUCAUAUUGAUUACAUUACAGAUAAAAUUUACAGUAUACGCAAACAUGUACACAUGGUACACUUAUUACCUUUCAGUAAAAGUGCUGUCACAAACAUGGUGCUGUUAUUAGAUAAAUAAACUUUAAAUUUGCAGUUACUGGUUAAUGUCAUCAGCUCCAUGUAAACAUCCACAGAUGCAACUUAUCUGGUAGCACAAUUACGCUUCACCCACAGUAAUAUAAAGACUGCUGUCAUUAAAGAGAGUGCCAAGAUGGAGCACUCAAGCUCAGUCUUUAUUUGUACCGUUUGAUUUUCCCCUCAAUGUGGUGGUUUUUUUUUUUUUUUUUCUUUUUGGAGGGGGGUUGUAAAGGAGUUCCUGAAAUACUAAUGAGUAACAUUAACACUGAUGUUUUUACAUCCACUCAUCUGAUGUUAUUUCAUUUGGAUGCAUUUUUUGUUAUUAAAAUCCAGGAUUUCUAUUUGGUUAUGGUUUGUUUGAAACAAUUAUGCAGAGCUCAGAGGAAAGAGGAGCAUUUUUUAAGGAUUAUGUCGGCCAAGAGUAGAGGAUGUGUUUUUCUUACCGAUUGAGUGAUUUACAGUCACUGUGAUUUCAGAAUUUAAAAAAAAAAAAAAAGUUUUUUUCGUUUAACAUUUUUACAUUCAUUCUGUGGUUUGGAUGCUUCAGAUUGUUAGGACGCUCACAAACAUGCAAAGCGGCUUGUUUAUCUCAACAGGACUCAUCUCUGUAUUUGACUGUAAAUGGGAUUGUUUUUGCAAAACAUGUCAGAGAAAGCUUUAUUUUUUAUGAAUGUGUGAACAUGUUUAAAGAUACUGCAGUUUCAAUGUUAUUUUUGUAAAUAUAUUGCAGCAAUAUGUCUAGUUCAGAGAAACUUUGUAUCAGAUCAACAUGUACUGUAAAUGUGCAAGCAUGACAAACUACACUUCUGCAGAAUGAAUGUUCUUUGUUUUACUUUUUCUAUUUUUCUGCCUGCAGAAAAAUAAACAGACACUGAAUGUACGUUAAA
This is a messenger RNA of Melanotaenia boesemani (Boeseman's rainbowfish), 5322 nucleotides long. Its product is annotated as 5'-AMP-activated protein kinase subunit gamma-2-like. The coding region runs from base 1110 to 2117 and encodes 335 amino acids. Lineage: Eukaryota; Metazoa; Chordata; Actinopteri; Atheriniformes; Melanotaeniidae. The record is from RefSeq and is a predicted model, not a curated record. The transcript is spliced from 13 exons.